GGUUGAUGAUGACAACAGGCAAGGGUUAACAUUCAAGGAUUUGUCCGUGUCCUUCUGCUCAGGAGGGAACAGAGAUACGCAAAGUGGGUUACCAUGGCGACUGUUCAGUUAGUAUUUAUUGCUGUGGUUUUCCUUGUCGCCACUCAAACUGGUAGAGCGGCAGAAUGUGAGACAAACAUUUCCAGUAUUUUGUCGGAGCUGGAGAAUGAAGCACAGAGUAAACAAGGCAGUAUGACAGCAAGUGAUGUUUAUCAGGCGGUGUACGAGUGGGUCCCUCUCAGUCAUCGUAACGUCACAGAGCAGUGUCUACACCAGGGGUUCAAUAAAACGCAAUGUUUACUUAACAAGUGCCUGACUUUUCAAGAAAUCCUCCGUCUAUAUGAUCUGAAUGACACCUCUGCACUCUCAAAAGAUGAUAUACAGGAGUUGUCUCCCUUACUUUCCCUCAUUGCAAAAGCCAAAUCUUGUGAUAGUCACAAUAAGUCUGUUGAUGAUGAAAGGAAGGAGGAAGGAAAGCACAAAGCCAAAUCAUCAAUGGUGAAAGCCUGGGGAUAUGGAUUUUUGUUUGUGACGAUCAUCAACAUUUGUUCCUUGGCUGGAGCUAUGGUCCUGCCCUUUAUGAAGAGGGCUGUGUAUAGGCAGCUUCUUAUCUUCAUGAUCGGUCUCGCCGUGGGUACACUGGCUGCAAAUGGACUCCUUGUGCUCAUACCAGAGGCCCUAGGACUUAUGUACAUAGAAGAUCAUGCAAUCAGCUCAAACUACGUAUGGAAAACAACAACAGUCAUGGGCGGCAUCUAUCUCUUCUUUCUCAUCGAACGUGUCCUCAAACUGCUGCUCAGCUGGAGAGAGAGAAGGAGGGAUGGUGGUUACCAGUCUGAUGGUGCUGACGAGGAUGAAGAUAUGUACUCCUCCAUCAAGAAGAAAACCCCUAUCACUACAACGCAAAAAUACAAAAAUCCUAAGAACCUUCCCGGUGCUCUGCCAUUGUCAAACAGUGAGACACCACUCACCGAUGACGACUCGCAAGACAAUGUCCUGUCCACGAUUAAUGUAGAGGUUAAACCCCAGAACGGCAGUACAGCGGCCCAUGCGAAACGUCCAAUAGCCACCGUAGCCUGGAUGAUUAUAUUCGGGGACGGGAUACAUAAUUUUAUUGACGGUUUGUCCAUCGGAGCAGCAUUUACCGACAGCACUCUGGCAGGCAUCAGUAUAUCUCUAGGGAUCAUCUGUGAGGAACUUCCACAUGAGUUAGGGGACUUUGCUAUUUUGAUCAACGCGGGAAUGAGUAUGAAGAAGGCACUGAUGUACAACUUCCUGUCUGCAUGUAUGUGUUACCUCGGCCUCAUAGUUGGCACGCUGUUGGGAGAAAACACAACGGCACAUGACUGGAUCUUUGCCAUAGCCGGAGGGAUGUUUCUCUACAUCUCACUUGUUGACAUGAUGCCGGAAAUGAACAGUGAAUCUGAGAAUGAGGAAACCAAGAGGCUGGUCGGAACCACUCGGAUUUUUCUUCUCCAGAACGGAGGCAUGCUCCUCGGAUUCACAAUCAUACUCUUAAUGACUUUAUAUGGCGGACAGAUUAAUUUUGGAGAAUAAAGAAACAGGAUUUACAGACUUCAAGAAUCUACAACUAAGGACACAAGAUCCAUUGAUUAAAUACAAGAAUUCUGAACUACAGGAACAACAUUUACUUGCUAGUUUAAAACAAGUAGCCUAAGGUGAAGUAACAAAGUUAAAAAGCUAAUUUGAUUACAGCUUUUAGUGUCCUGAAUCCUGAACUAUAGAAACAAAAUUCACUGGCUAGUAAAAUGUAAUAAUCUCAAACUAUAGAAACAAUAUUCAGUGGCUAGUAAAAUGUAAUAAUCUCAAACUAUAGAAACAAUAUUCACUGGCUA
Mizuhopecten yessoensis (Yesso scallop) is the source of this 1895-nucleotide messenger RNA. Its product is annotated as zinc transporter ZIP14-like. The coding region runs from base 94 to 1596 and encodes 500 amino acids. Gene Ontology annotation, cellular component: membrane. Gene Ontology annotation, biological process: intracellular zinc ion homeostasis; zinc ion import across plasma membrane. Lineage: Eukaryota; Metazoa; Mollusca; Bivalvia; Pectinida; Pectinidae. The transcript has 9 exons. Gene Ontology annotation, molecular function: zinc ion transmembrane transporter activity. The record is from RefSeq and is a predicted model, not a curated record.